AUGUCUCCCGUUUCAUUCUGGAUGAAUCUCACUUUUGUCUUGGCGAUGCUUCUGCAGAUGACUUAUCCCUUCACCAAUGGAUGCCCACCUAAUGAGAGAAAUUACUUGUUAGAUUUCAGAGGAGGCCUCCUCGAUCCCACUGGUCAUCUGUCAUCGUGGCAGGGCUACAAUUGUUGCGAGUGGAAGGGUAUUCGCUGCGACUUCCAUUCAGGCCAUGUCAUUAAGCUUGAUCUCAGAAACAGCUUUGCUGAAAGAUACGGAGAGAAUACCAAGAUUCUUAGUGGGGCGAUACAUCCAUCGCUAUUUGAUCUGCAGCAUCUUCAGCACUUGGAUCUCGGACUCAAUGAUUUCAAUAACACCUCAAUACCUCCUCAGUUGGCAAAACUCCAGAACCUCACUUUCCUUUCCUUGGCAUAUGCUGGAUUUGGAGGUGAGGUCCCUCUGGAGUUGGGGAAUAUUACAACCUUGCGCCACCUCGAUCUCUCAGUAGGUGACGACUUUCCCUUGGAGAGUACCAGGUUUGCAGAAUGGAUAAAGAUACAAAAUUUGAGAAGCUUGGAGUACCUGGCUAUGAAUUUCGUCAAUCUGUCAAUGGCGAAUGAUGACUGGAGUAAUGCCCUUAGCAGCCUCUCUUAUCUCAGGGAGAUUCACUUCCGUUAUUGUGGACUUUCAGGUACACUGCCUUCUCUCCUAAACAUCACUCACUUAUCCCAUCUCGAUCUUUCAUCCAAUUCAUUUUCAUCCAUAUUGCCUGCUUGGUUUCGGAAUGUCUCGUCCUUGGUUUCGCUUGAUCUGUUUCGGUGUGGUCUUCAUGGUUCCAUCCCUUCAAACUUUUUGAGUCGUUCACGCCUGAGAAAACUUGACCUGUCAGAUAACCUUUUAGAAGGGAACCUUUCUUUCAUUCGAUACCAAUCCUCGUCAAUAGCCCACCUUAACCUCCAGUCGAACAGUUUAGACGGAAUUAUUCCUCUUUUCUUUGCAAACUUUACUGAACUUAAAUAUUUGCUACUCGCAAAUAAUUACUUAGCAGGGGAGAUACCUCCAUUUGGAUCAACAUUUGGGAAAUUUUUACCACUUUCAUUAUUAAAUCUUUCCCAAAACAAAUUGAUGGGCAAUAUACCACCCUCUAUUGAAUUGAGCCUUUCUAACAAUAGCUUUAAAGUUAGCAUUUCAUUAGCUUGGAUUCCACCGUUUGCCCACCUGCAGUACCUGGGAUUGAGCUCUUGCAAUAUUGAGGGUGCUUUUCCUGCUUUUCUGUCUACUCAAUAUUCUCUAGUAGAAUUGGACUUGUCAAAUAACAACAUUUUAGGAGCUAUUCCGACAUGGCUGUGGGAUCUCCCUGCUCUUGAUGUGCUCAUUCUUUCAAACAACCAGCUACAAGGUUUCCUGCCAUCGGUAAUAUCCAAGGACUUCUUCAUCGUGGACUUGAGAAAAAACAAGUUACAAGGCUCUCUUCCAUCUUUUAAGAACCAGAUAGGUUUAUUUGAUGUGGCAGAGAACAAUUUUAGUGGUUUCAUUCCUGCUACAAUGUAUGUUGAUUCUCUACUUUUAUCAAGCAAUUAUUUGACUGGAGAAAUUACACCUACAUUCUGCACAAAUACAUUUCAAACUCAAAUUCUGGACUUGUCAAAGAACACUAUUAGGGGUACCAUUCCUCCAAAAUUGGGGAGAUAUAAGGAUAUGACAAUUUUAAAUUUGGCUAAGAAUGAUUUGCAGGGGAAGAUACCAGAGCAGCUAGGAAAUCUGAGCUCACUUCGUACACUAAAUCUCUAUGGCAACAAUUUACAAGGUACCAUUCCUGUAUCCUUAAUGAAUUGUAUAGAUCUAGAAGUAUUUGAUGUAGGAAGCAACCAAAUUAAAGGAAACAUCCCAUUUUUCAUUGGAGAGCUGAGACGUCUCCGAAUUCCGAGCGUGGCUUCAAAUAAAUUUGAAGGCAGUAUUCCUGCCUUUCUGCUUGAGCUGAAGAUUCUACAGAUUUUAGAUUUACCCCACAAUUGUUUAACAGGACCGAUUACUAAAAAUUUCGGAAAGCUAUAUGCUAUGGUCCAUGAAUCACAUAAUGAUGAAUCAGAGUUCGCUUGGCUUGUCAGAAAUGUUGAUAUCGUUCAUCAAAAUAUAUUCAUGCUCUGGUAUCAAGUUACUCUUUGGGUUAAAGGGCGGACGAGUCCAUAUGAAAAGAUAUUCAAGGCAUUUAGAUUUAUGGACCUAUCUAACAACAACCUAUCAGGCAUUAUUCCUCCAGAAGUAGGUUUCCUCAUGAAUCUAAAUGCUUUGAACCUUUCAAAAAACCAGUUAAGUGGUUCGAUUCCAAAAUCUGUGGGAGACUUGGUUAAACUGGAGUCCCUGGAUCUCUCAGCAAACAAAUUGUCUGGAAAGAUUCCCUCAGAACUUCUGAGCCUCACGUUUCUUGAGAGUUUCAAUGUUUCAAACAACAUGCUUUCUGGUUUGAUACCACAAGGCAAGUAA
This is a messenger RNA of Cryptomeria japonica (Japanese cedar), 2466 nucleotides long. RefSeq names its product receptor-like protein EIX1. Gene Ontology annotation, molecular function: protein binding. The coding region runs from base 1 to 2466 and encodes 821 amino acids. Gene Ontology annotation, cellular component: plasma membrane. The record is from RefSeq and is a predicted model, not a curated record. The transcript is spliced from 2 exons. Lineage: Eukaryota; Viridiplantae; Streptophyta; Pinopsida; Cupressales; Cupressaceae.